Nanorana parkeri is the source of this 555-nucleotide messenger RNA. Its product is annotated as heat-stable enterotoxin receptor-like. Gene Ontology annotation, molecular function: ATP binding; guanylate cyclase activity; protein kinase activity. The transcript has 6 exons. The record is from RefSeq and is a predicted model, not a curated record. The coding region runs from base 1 to 555 and encodes 184 amino acids. Gene Ontology annotation, biological process: receptor guanylyl cyclase signaling pathway; cGMP biosynthetic process; protein phosphorylation. NCBI's taxonomy places the organism in Eukaryota, Metazoa, Chordata, Amphibia, Anura, Dicroglossidae.
AUGUGCGGUCUCGCCAGUGCUGUGGGUGGUCUCAGCAGGGCUGGGCGCGAUCUCACCAGUGCUGUGGGUGGUUUUACCAGGACUGUGCAGGAUGUUCUGAACGAUAAAAUAUCUUAUCCUGAUGGUACUUUUAUGGACUGGGAAUUCAAAAUCUCUGUGAUGUAUGAUAUAGCAAAGGGAAUGUCUUAUCUGCACUCCAGUAAAACUGAAGUCCAUGGUCACCUAAAGUCAACAAACUGUGUUGUAGACAGUCGUAUGGUGGUGAAAAUCACAGACUUUCUUGGAAACUCCAUUCUAUGUCCUAAAAAAGAUUUGUGGAUGUGCCCUGAACACCUGCGUCAAGAUGGAGUUUCUCAGAAAGGUGAUGUCUACAGCUAUGGGAUCAUAGCACAAGAAAUAGUCUUACGGAAAGAUGCAUUCUAUACAGAACAAUGCUACGACACUAAAGAAAAACUUGCAAGAGUACAGAAAUUCAAUGGAGACUAUGCCUUCCGACCAGACCUUAAUUUAGAUUCAGCAGAGGAAUGGGAAAUUGAGUGGCUAAUGGACCAGUAA